AUGCUGAAAUCCAAGAUGACAAGGUUGUCUUUCGAAGAAGCUUUGCAGAUUAAGGAUCAGUUGAGACUCCACAGGUGGACAUUAGACCCCAGGAAUUUUCUUGAGAGAAAAUACACAUUUCAAAACUUCGAGGAUACUUGGGCGUUUUUGACUAAAGUUGCUCUGAGAUCACACCUCGGCGGCCAUCAUCCUAAAAUCACUACGCUGUAUAAUAAAGUCACUAUUCACCUUACUACUCAUGAUGUUCAAGGCCUUACACAAUUGGAUUUCAAAUUUGCUGAAAGAUUCGAGAGCUAUGCGAAUAGGAUAGGGCUUAAGGAUUUCAAUUAA
Molecule: messenger RNA, 330 nt
Organism: Ogataea parapolymorpha DL-1
Lineage: Eukaryota; Fungi; Ascomycota; Pichiomycetes; Pichiales; Pichiaceae
Product: putative pterin-4-alpha-carbinolamine dehydratase
Exons: 1
Coding region: 1-330 (109 amino acids)
Biological process (GO): tetrahydrobiopterin biosynthetic process
Molecular function (GO): 4-alpha-hydroxytetrahydrobiopterin dehydratase activity
Source: RefSeq, a predicted model, not a curated record